Gaeumannomyces tritici R3-111a-1 is the source of this 1899-nucleotide messenger RNA. Its product is annotated as integral membrane protein TmpA. The coding region runs from base 1 to 1899 and encodes 632 amino acids. The transcript has a single exon. The record is from RefSeq and is a predicted model, not a curated record. NCBI's taxonomy places the organism in Eukaryota, Fungi, Ascomycota, Sordariomycetes, Magnaporthales, Magnaporthaceae.
AUGCCCUCGUGCGAGGAGCUUGAUAGGCAAAGCGUCUUCAGCGACUCUUCCAGCUCGACAAUCUCCCGGCCAACCAGAGCAUUCUUCUUGGGAUGCCGAGAGAGCCAGAUCAUUGACAUUCGCGCUCUGGAGGAGGGUCAAGCGCCUUUGACCAACACACCUGUCGACUCUCUCGGCAUCCGCAGCCCACCCAACAUGGUCGUGGAGCCACCAUCCGCUCCUGGAUCGGCUCCUCUUCCACGAGCUCUCCCCAGUGACGGCGAUGAGGACCUUCUGCCGCUGCCACCAAAAAGGGGAUCCCGCGCUUACCGCUAUGCUCGAUGGAAUUUCGGCUCGGUCUACAGGCGCAUCUUCACACUGGCGUUCCUCGGUAACCUUUUGGUCUUGAUCAUCCUUGUCGGCCGCGGCGCGGCUGGAGGCCCGCGUCUCACAUACAAGGACGCCUCGGUUGCGGUGUCGGCCAACCUUUUCGUGGCGCUCCUGAUCCGCAACGAGCACGUGGUAAACAUCAUGUUCAUCGUCUUCGGAACCUGGCCCAAGAACCUGCCCCUGCGUUUCCGGCGCCUGUUCGCCAAGGUGUACUCGUACGGCGGCAUCCACAGCGGCUGCGGCGUUGCCGCGACGGUGUGGUACAUUGCCUUUGUCGCCCUCAUCACCAUCGACUACCAGCAGAGGAACCGGGACCAGAUGCUCUCCGCUCUGAGGGGCUACGUGUACCUGGUCACUUACAGCAUCUUUGUCUUGCUCGCCCUCAUCCUCGUCUUCGCCUACCCGAAACUGCGCGUGGCCAUGCACAACUGGUUCGAGGGCGUCCACCGGUUCAUGGGAUGGUUCGUCGUGCUGCUGUUCUGGGCGCAGACGCUGCUCGUCACCCUCGACGACGCGCCCGCCGCGGGCCUGUCGGGCGGGCAGGCCCUGGCCGCGAGCCCGUCCUUCUGGCUCCUCGUCCUCAUCACGCUGCUCGUCGUCUACCCCUGGACCCGCCUCCGCCGCCGCGACGUGCAGGUCGAGGCGCUGUCCGAGCACUGCGUCAAGCUCAACUUCGACUUCACCGACGGCCACUACGGCCAGGCGAUCCGGCUCUCCGACGCGCCGCUGCGCGAGACGCACGCCUUCGCCGUCAUCCCGAACCCCAAGGCCGUGUCGUUCCUGCAGACCGACUCUUCCGUCGCCCUGCUCGCGCCCGGCUCCCCGGCGCCGUCGGGCUACUCGUCGGCCGACGAGGGCGACGGCGGCGGCGGUGGUGCGGCCGACCUGGCCUCCAUCAAGGCGGUGGCCCAAGCCAAGGCGGCGGCGCGCAAGCACCACCAGCAGCAGCUCGCGGCGCUCUCGGGGCCGGGGCUCUCCAACGCGGGCCGGACGGGCUUCUCGGUCGUCAUCUCGGACGCGGGCGACUGGACGCGCAAGGUGAUCGCGUCGCCGCCGCGGCGCAUCUGGACGCGCGGGGUGCCGCAGUACGGCGUCAUGCGCGUGGCGGGCAUGUUCGAGCCCGUCAUCAUCAUGGCCACGGGGUCCGGCAUCGCGCCCUGUCUGGCCCUGUUCGCCGAGAUGCCCGACCACCCCGUCCGCGUCAUCUGGUCGGCGCCCUCGCCUCUCGAGACCUUCGGCAAGGGCGUCGUCGACACUGUGCUGCGCGCCGACCCGGACGCCGUCAUCCACGACACGCGCAGGCAGGGCCGCCCGGACCUCGUCGCCAUAGCCUACCGCAUGUACGAGGCCAGCGGGAGGGCCGACGCCGCCGGGCUGGGGCUGGGCGACGGGAGGAGGAGGAGGGACGGGCGGCCGCUGGGGAAGUGUGAGGCUGUCGUCAUCAUCUCGAACCAGCGCGUCACGCGCAAGGUUGUCUAUGGGCUUGAGACGCGGGGCGUUCCUGCCUACGGUGCUAUUUUUGACUCUUGA